Myotis lucifugus (little brown bat) is the source of this 243-nucleotide messenger RNA. RefSeq names its product cytochrome c oxidase subunit 6C-like. The coding region runs from base 1 to 225 and encodes 74 amino acids. The transcript has a single exon. Lineage: Eukaryota; Metazoa; Chordata; Mammalia; Chiroptera; Vespertilionidae. The record is from RefSeq and is a predicted model, not a curated record.
AUGUCUUCCAGUGCUUUGCCAAAACCUCAGAUGUGUGACCUUCUGGCCAAGUGUCUGAGAUUUCAUAUUGUUGGAGCCAUCAUUGUAUCCUUGGAGGUUGCAGCUUCCUAUGAGUUUGGUGUAGCUGAACCAAGAAAGAAGGCAUAUGCAGAUUUCUACAAAAAUGAUUCCACGAAAGAUUUUGAGGAGAUGAGGAAGGCUGGUGUCUUUCAGAGUACAAAGUGAUCUUAGAAUGUAAAGAAU